AUGGUGCAUGAUCGAAGAUUAAUGUUGACCAAAGAACAAGCUUCAGCACAUUUUCCUGAAAUAGAAUUUGGCUUUGAAGCGGUGGGUGGUAUGCCGUUCGGGGAAGACAUUGAUACGAUAAUACGUGGGGAUCUUAUUAUAAAUUCUAACGCGUUACCGGGUCUCGCUGAUGGCGUCAUCAUCGAAAUUUAUCAUCCGGAAGACGUCGGUCCUCGUUUACUACUUCAAGUUCAGAUCAAGAAGGAUUCAGGUGCUUUAAUAGCUAAAGAUAAUGUUAGCGUCGAAGAAGGAAUUGCUCAAACAUUCAAUCUCCGGGCGUAUGUCCAUGUCAUCGUGAAUUUGGUUGAACCGGCGAAAGUUUCGUUGGACUCCGUCGAAGUAACAUUUAAGGAUACCUAUUUUGCACGUUCGGACAUGUGGAAGCUGAAGGAGUGUUUGAUUGGGACCUGCAUAUACCUGAAUAAAAAGCUAGAAUUCUGCAGUGGUUGCGUAAGAUGCCAGGUGUACGAGAUGUGGUGUCGUGGAGAUCGAGUCGGCAGCGGUGUGGUGACGCGGGAUACUAAAGUUGUGUUCCGGUCAUUGACUGGAAUGGUGUAUCUGUUCAUACAAAUGUCGGCAGAAAUGUGGGAUUUCGACAUUCACGGUGACUUGUACUUCGAGAAGGCCGUCAUUGGUUUCCUCAAGGAUUUGUUUUCGAAGUGGAAGCGGCAAGGAAGUAAUCACGAAGUAACAAUCGUGCUAUUCUCGCGCACCUUCUACAAGGCGAAGAGUUUGGAUGAGUUUCCCGAUUACAUGAAAAAAUGCCUCCAACAGGAUCACAAGGGUCGUUUCUAUGAAGAUUUUUACCGGGUUGCCGUGCAAAAUGAACGAUACGAAGACUGGUCUCCGAAGUUAUGCCUUCUUAAAAAAUUGUUCUAUGAACAUGAACGUAAAGUUUUGGGAUGUCACGAAAGGUCUGGAUUCAAGGUGCCCAAAGCCGUCAACUCGUCUGCUAGUCAAGGAAAUUUCUUGGAAACUCUAAAUAUAUCGUUGAAUGUUUUUGAGAAGCAUUACAUCGAUCGUAGCUUAGAUCGAACAGGACAAGUUUCUGUGGUGAUUACUCCUGGGGUAGGCGUUUUCGAAGUCGAUCGAGAGCUCACGAACAUAACGAAGCAGAGGAUAAUUGACAACGGUGUUGGGUCUGACUUGGUUUGUCUCGGCGAGCAACCGCUUCAUGCUGUUCCAUUAUUCAAGUUUUACAGCAAGCUGUCUUCUUCAGAAGGUGUCACGGCAGACUUCAGCAUGCCCCACAAUUGGAUCAAUUUAAGUUUUUACUCAAGUUCUAACAAGCAGAUGGGUUACAAUACUUUCAUACCGCGUGUCAAGAUUCCCGAAGCUUCGCAGUUCGACAAGAAAAGAUUGAAAGGGGUAGAUGGGAAUCCCAAUGGGACGCAAGAUAACGUAAAUUCGAAUGUCGCUUCCUUUUGUGCUGCAUUCCCUACGUCUCCAAGGGAUUACGAUGCAUACGAUGCGCAAGUCUUCCAGAUUCCAGGAACGUAUUGGACCAGAAACCCAGAGAAGUACGAGUCCGGAUUUUUGCGCGCCAAGGAUUGCAACAGGGCUGUGCAUCGAUCAGCAACUUUCACGCGGAAGCAGAGCGAUGUCGAUCUUUGCAUUUCUUCGAACCGCGAAGAUGCAACGUCAACGGAGUUCGUGAAAGAGUUUUCUGUCAGGAAAUCUGCGCGAUGUGAAUCCCAGAGUGCUGUCGACAAAUCUCCUGCAAUUUCGAUACCAGGUGCAUCAACAAAACGAAUCAUGCCUCCCAUUAUUUCUGCCUCCUUUGGAGCUUUGAAUCUCGAAUCACGACUGCUUCGGGGAAUGUCCAUGCGUGAAGUGGACAGUGACUACUUCCCGCCGCCGUUCAGAGAAGGUGUGGUUGGAAGCGUAGGGCCCGAAAUGAUGUUCUCUUCAACCUUUGAAUUCACGAGCUCAGAACUCGAAAGGAAUGGCAAACGGUAUUCUGCGGAUGAUGACGUGUACACCUGUUCAUCGACGAAUGUGGCGAAUUCGUUUUGCGCGAGAAGAAGACUCAAAUGUCAUUCUGGCUCCGUUUCGACCGGUGCCAUGCCCAUCACUGCCAGGUCGCUUGUGAAUCCGUUCGAUCCGUCCCACAUGACGAUCAAGUUGACAUCCAACAGACGCCGGUGGACGCACAUUUUUCCUAAAGGUCCGGAAGGUGUCCUCAUCCAACAGCACCAUUUUCAAGCAAUUCCGGCGUCGAACCAAAGUCAAAGCUACAGUUCAGGCUACGAAAGUGAUUCCUCAAACGAUCGCUUAGAACAAAAAAUAUCCAAACGAAGGGUCGCUGCGCAAGGACUGGAAAGCAAGAGAAGUGAAACUCUUCUUUGGGGCGCCACUGGAGAGCAGGAGUGGACGCCAGCCCUUACGACUGGUGUUGAUUGGAAAUCGUUGACGAUUCCUGCGUGUUUGCCCAUCACAACGGACUACUUCCCGGACGAUCGAAGUUUAUGGACAGAUUAUGUUGUUGGAGGCACGAAUACUCUUGAACCUGAAGCUGUAGCAGCUGACAUAAAACGUUUGAAAUACGGGCAUUGGAAACAGUUGACGACAGAGCAGGUUUUCUGGGAGAUGGAAGCUCAGCGUCUACAGCAGGGUUUCCAGUUGAUCGUCUUCGAAGAUAAGCCACCUCCGUCCAAGAAAAAGCUGAAGACAGAGCCUACUGGAUCUCUCUCGAGAAGUAGUAAAGGAAAGAAGAAUCGUAAUAACGUUGAAGGAUCGCCUGGUUCAGGUUCAUUGCAACUGGCCGGUUCGCCAGAUAUGUCGGAAGGAUUUUUUUCGAUGAAACCAAGCCCAAGCUUGAGUAGGAGCAGAGUGAACGUUGGAAAUACGCCAGAGGUUGACGAAAAAUUUGAACGCACGACAUAUUUGUCUAUUGGACGCAUUUUCCAUGAGCUGACUUUGUCUGGAACCACGAUUUCGGUCACCAGAUACUUCCCGAGACAUCCAUAUCCAUCACUGAGCCGCCAGUAUCAGUAUCGUUUUCUGGCACCAUUCUCGGAAAAAUUCGAAAUGUCUAGGACAACAUUUGAGACGGAAAAACUGGAAAACUAUCGAUGGACUUAUUUGGAUAACUAUGUUUGUACAAUGGGAGAAAGUGACUUUCCACUGACAGAAGAUUUGAAGUAUUGGCGGUUUCCAAUGCUGUUGCUUCCGAAUCUAAACCUGGCCCUCAAAGCACCCGAAGAAGUAUUUCAUGGCCCGCCUUAUGCCAAGCUUUUUUGUCCGGAAAAUCUUUCAAACCUCUACGAUGGGUUUCUGCGUUUCAUUGAAGCUGUUGUUAAUCGUAUCCGUCGGUCAACAGUAAAUCGUGGAUUUCCGAAGCCUGUUUACGCGUUACGGGGGUAUCGUUGUCUAUCUCCAUUUUUGCUUGAUGUUAAUUGCCGGACUGCUUACUUCCGAAUGCAGCAGAACUUGAAGCCGUUGUCGUCCGGCGUCAUGAGAUCUGGUCCCACUAGUCCGAUUGCUACUCAACGUGGAGGGAAGUGCAUCUCCCCCAUCACUGUCCAACAAGCGCAACGGUUACAGUCAUGUGAUACGUCUCGUUCCGGAUCUCCUGAUCGAACAGCUCUUGGAGAUGAAUGUGUUGAAUUCACCUGUACUACUAACGUGCCGCAGUCGUCUGAAGAAGUCGAUCCAUUGCCGAAUAUGUGUACGCCGAACCAAGAAUUCUUUGAAAUAAUGAGAGAUCCUGUUGAAGGCAUCAUGCUACUACCGAUGCAGAUCGGACUUCCUAGUUACUCGUUUGUAUCAGGAGAUGCCGUUACCUGGUUCACGAAAAGAAAUCCAAAAGUCACGAACGACCUCGCCGUUAAAAAAUUCCAGGAAUUGUUGGACAGCGGUUAUAUUCUUCAUGCGUCUGGCGAUACGGAAGUCCGUUUUCUGAAUGGGUUCUAUCUGUACUGUUUUUCACCUUCGAAGAUUCCAGUAGGUUCGAAAACGCCAAUUGGGGCUGUGAGAACAAAUUCAGGUGACGAGGUAUCGUCUGAUGGGCAGAAACAAACUGAAAUCGCUUUUCCGCGAAAAGAUAUCGGAUUGUGCUCGUUUCAAGAAGAGUGGGUUGAAGUGGAAACUGUGGAAGUCCCUUCAGUUGCCCUCGAUCUCUCAGCCUUUCUCAAGCCAGAAGUUUCAGAAUCGCUCUUCUGGUGGGUCCCCGGAAAUGUCUACAAGACCGUGGAUAUAGAAGUUGAUCCCAACAGAAAGAGUGACAGGGUCGAAUACGCACAUGCCAAGUAUCAGCAGCAUUAUCGAGCUGAUACAGCGUACGAGAUUAUGAUUUAUUGGAUGUGUGCAACUGGUCCAAUUAUGGGAGAAAUGGCCAUGGCUUGGGCUAGGAAAGCAAUGCAAUAUGGAUUUUAUCUUGUACCCAUUCCUGGUGAUCCGUUCGCAUUGCCGUUUUCAUGGAAAAGUGAUCCAUUGCGUGGGCCGAUUCAUGUUUCUUUACACUGGCGCAGCAUUCUGGAGAAAAUGAACCCGCAGCCGAUGCAUCUGUUCUACGAGUAUCCUCAGGAGUCUUGGAAUACCAGAAUGUUCCUUUUCCAAGAAGCGCUUGUAAGAAGCUUUGGAUUCAUUCCUUUUCAACCAUAUCAGUCCGCUGGCAUAAGUUCAAAUGGAAAUUUAUUGACGGUUCCGAGUCCUGGUGGCGGCUACACCCCAGAUGCUUCCGGCAAUCUUGUUGGUCCCAUGCCUCAGUAUGUUCAUUUUUCUGGGAUUGCGUUCCUGAUGAUACGUCCUAAUCCCAUUUUCGAUGGAAAACAAGGAUCUGUAGGCAAGCCUGAGAAACGCUCGGAGCCCGGAUUUUUGUGGUCGUGGAACUACAUGUUGACGAAAAAAUGGAGACAGAUGGCCAUGGGCGCCCCUCCGAGCGGCGUUGCAACUGGCUCGUCGACAACUGGAAGUUCUGUCAUGGAACCAAUUGAGAUCUACGGGCCGAAGUUGCUCCAGGAAUUUAGAGCGUUCUGUUCUAACCAAAAUGGCUUGCUGGAGCGUUUCCUUAACUGCAUUCAGUUGAGAGGUCCUCUCGAUUUAGUGCGAGUGUCAAGGGUGUGUGGUAGUAAAGGGUCGAGGAUGUCCGAAUUAAAUCCUGCGGCUAUCCCUCAGCAGUGUGAUGAUUGGCACGGAGAUAGCCGUUGGUUGAACAUGCAUCAGCGUUUUGUCAGCCAGACGAAAACGGCGGAGCCCGAAGUCGUUUUCAUCGGUGAUUCUAUCAUUGCACAGUUGGAGCACACCGAAGUGUGGGACAAAUGGUUUGUCCCAUUCCAUGUGCUGAACUUCGGCAUCGGAGGAGAUCAAACUCAGCACGUUCUGUGGCGUGUUCAGAAUGACGAGCUGGAUAUAAUAAAACCCAAAGUUAUAGUUCUGUUGGUGGGAACGAACAAUCACGGACAUACCCCUGAGCAAGUAGCUGGCGGAAUAAAAGCUAUUCUGGAAGCAAUUCGCGAGAAACAGCCUCAAGCUUUAAUUUUGACUCUCGCUCUACUCCCGCGCGGGCAGUACAGGAACCCUUUGCGUGACAAAAUCGCCCGCAUAAACCAACUGAUGGUUGACGUCAUCAAAACGGUUCCAAAUUGCGACCUUUUGGAUCUUGGCUGUGAUCUGCUUGGAGAUGAUCAAACAAUUUCUCAUCGUGACAUGUAUGACUAUCUGCAUCUGACUCCAGAAGGCUACAAAAAGACUUUUGAAAUGCUGCAUUGUUACCUGGAGGAGUUUUUCAAUCCCGGUAAAACUUUGGAGAACUGAUGGUACCUGAAAGUCAAAAAUGCAUGGAUAUUCAAGUGCGGAAUUGCUUUUUGCUUGAUGAGUUUGAGACAAAAAUGUGCGGUUUCCUUCAGUUAAGGUAACUGCCGCAAAUGUGAUUGCGCAGGUCGUCAUUUGAUUUCUUCAACGAGGACUGCGUCGGAUUCGUUCGCUGAUCAGUUUUGAAUUACUUUGUACGUCGAGAACAGUAUUUCCUUGAAUUAUUCAAGGCUUCGAUUUAGCCGAGUGAAGUUGUUGACUUGAAAUCGCGACUGUCAUGUGUACCGAGCGCCCUCAAGGAGAAGGCGCACUUUUAUAUAGAAGAAAAUUCAGUGUAAGAAAUUUAUCCCCGGGUAAAACGCGCACCUUAACGGGACCAAACAAUCUUGAUUUAAAUAAGACACAAGUAUGAAUUCAGUUUCGAAGUGAAAUUUGAAAUAGAUUGCGUUUUGCUUGUGUUUUCAUAUUCCCCAUGAUGUGUUUUGGUUGGGUCAUCCAUACGAAGAAGAUAACCUAUGAAGAAGUUGUGGUGUUCGGUAGAGCAGUUCAUCUCAAAAACUUUGAAAGUAUUUUGUAAUCAAGCUGGGGAAAAAACUAGAAUAACAAGCUUGAGAAUGCUUAUCAAAUUUUCAUCCAUGAUUUUGCUUUUACGGUAUUCACCAUUCGAAGUUGAAAAAAUUGAGAAAUUGAAAAUAUGUGUUUUUAUGAAUUAUUUUUAAAUCUUGAACCUGUAUCACCAAGUGAGAUGCGAGAAAUUGCUAACUCUUGGAUUAGAUUGAAGCCGAUUUUUUAUGAAAUUAGGGAGACUUUUCAGCUCGUAUCAUUCGAAGUUUUAAAUUUAUUUGAGCCCAGAUUCAGACUCCCAUCUUAUUGUUGUUUUUGAAGUGCAGUAAUCCAGUUCACGGAUCGGUCUGUGAUUUGAGUCUUAGCGACUUUCCUUACCCAUUUCUCGACUACAUUUCGACGUAAACUUUUCUCUUGAUGUUCAUCCCUUCUUUUGUUUUGCUUUUGGAAAAAAAGAUGAGUGGUACGCGAUUGAAUGCCUUAUUUGUUGUUGCAUUAGAAGUUGCUGUAUCUGGUGUUUUGGUGAAGCUGAUUUUGUGGAAGUUGAAAAAAAAUCGAGAUUCUGUUCCUCCGGUAGUUGAAUGUUUCUGUCGCGGAAAGCUCGUGUAGGAAUGAUUAGCCUAGCUUUUUGGCCUGGUGAUAUUGUUCCCAUUCGUUGCGACGAGUUUUUGUUCAGAAGACAAUUCAUAUUUUAAUGUAUUUGAUGAAGCAAUCCCUGCUUAAUGAUGGCAAACUGCCGCGAAACGAUCAUUUAACCCAAACGUGAUAAAUUCUUAGAUCAAAGACUAGAUUAUUUGGUCGCCAUUCAAUUUGUUUUGUUUUCAUUUGACCGCAGGUUAUUUUGGUUUAAAGCAUCCCAGUCCUUAUGAUUAGGUUCCCGCUUUAUACCAUCUCAAUGGUCGAUUCUGUCGCACCUCGUUGUUGAACCCGUGAGGAGCGGGGAGGGAGUUCGAAUUGGAUAAACUUCGAAAAGAUGCAGCCGCUGGCUGUGAUGAUUGCUGGAGUGGUGUAGAGGAGAAACAUUUUUGCGAAUAUUUCGUGCUUAUUCGCUUUGCACCGGUUCCCGUUGAAUUUAUUUUUUCUGAACUUGUUUUGAUGCGCGACGCGGUUCAUUCGUUUAUCAGCUCUCCGAGGAAUGAAUUCGAUUUUUUUAA
Messenger RNA from Notodromas monacha, 7511 nucleotides. The record is from the annotation of a GenBank genome assembly. NCBI's taxonomy places the organism in Eukaryota, Metazoa, Arthropoda, Ostracoda, Podocopida, Cyprididae.